AGUGCGAUCUGCCAACAAAAAGAAGAAGACGACUCAGAAAUGAAGGGCUUGUGACAGCGGUUUGUGUUGCACGUCAAUGUUCACCCGUUUAUGAUUUCUGGGCAUGACAUAAGGUGUUGAUGAGAGAAACAUGAGGACUGUGCUGAGGCUGAGGCGGCUAAUGCCAGAAGUGCGGUGGACCAUGUGUGGAAACCGAUCCUGCUCAAACUCUUCCACCCAGAGACUAGAGACAAACACAUUCAUCCAUAAACAUCUUAUUUCCAAGAUCACUGCCACAGGUCCAAUCUCAGUAGCUGAGUAUAUGAGGGAGUCGCUCACUAACCCAGUGUCGGGAUAUUAUGUGAAAAAUGACAUGCUUGGAGCAGGUGGUGAUUUUAUUACAUCACCAGAGCUCAGUCAGAUUUUUGGUGAGCUGUUGGGUGUGUGGUGUGUCAGUGAGUGGAUGGCAGCGGGGAAAUCCAGUGUGUUCCAGUUAGUGGAGCUCGGACCAGGUAGAGGUUCAUUGGCCAGUGACAUCCUGAGGGUUUUCAGUCAGUUAAAAGCUGUCCUUGGACAGACUGAUGUCUCUGUUCAUCUCGUGGAGGUCAGCCCAAAGUUAAGUCAACUUCAGGCCAAAUGUCUAACUGGAGAUCAGACUUGGACGUGUAAUGAGGAUCAGCUUGUUUACCGCAGUGGCACCACAUUUACUGGCCUGCCUAUAAACUGGUACCGGAGGAUAGAGGAUGUCCCUAGGGGUUUUAGUGUCUUCCUUGCCCAUGAGUUUUUUGAUGCUUUACCCAUUCACAAGUUUCAGAGAUCAGGGAACAGCUGGCGGGAAGUGAUGGUUGAUAUUGACCCUGAACGUCCAGAAAAACUGAGAUUCGUGGUUUCUCACAGACCCACACUGGCCUCCAGCAUGCUUAUACAGAAAGAUGAAAACAGGCAGCAUGUGGAAGUGUGUCCAGAAGGGGGAGUCAUUGUUCAGAAACUGGCCAAUCGGAUUGCAGAUGACGGAGGCGCAGCAUUGAUUGUAGACUAUGGGCAUGAUGGAACAAAGACUGAUACUUUCCGAGGCUUUAAAGGCCAUCACCUCCACAAUGUCUUGGAAUCACCUGGCAUGGCAGACUUGACAGCAGACGUGGACUUCAGUUACCUGAGGAGAAUGGCAGGGGACCAGGUGACCUGCUUGGGACCCAUCACACAAAGAUCCUUCCUAAAGAACAUGGGCAUUGACUCACGCCUGCAGGUCCUCCUGAGGAGCAGUCAUGACCCGUCCACCAGAGCGCAGCUAAUCAACAGCUACGACAUGCUGAUCAACCCUGAGAAGAUGGGCCACAGGUUUCAGUUCUUCUCUGUGCUCGGUCGAGGUCGGCUGACUCAAAGUCAGGAGAACUCGACGCCGGUGCCUGUGGCGGGCUUUACUGAGCUCACUACGCAAUGAAAACACUGUAAAUGGACAGCAACGUCCACGUGUUCUGAAUGACUACACAACAACAGAUGUACACUGGACUGCACUUGUUUUUAUAGUUUUAAGCACAUUUCUCCCUUUAUGUCUGAAAUCAGCCCCUAUACCCACAUUUACUGUUCUCUACUUUAGCCCACUAAAAGUCCACGUAAAGGAGUGAAUAAAAACAUGGAAGCAAAAUCAAAGUUUGAAAUCGAGGAUGCGGUCUCAUUUCAGAUAAGCCACCAUUUUAUUCCAUUAGUACGAAAGAAAUUACAGUAAUUUAUGCCUUACAAGAAAUAACUGUCAAUUGAAUAAAAUUGCUUCUCUAAACGAAGACAGUUGGGCGAUAUCUGGAGGGUAUGAAACGCCAAAAGCCUGAUACUCCAAAGGUUUGACGAAACUUGCACCUCUCUAUCAACUGAUAAACAAAGCGUGCAAUGUUGCAGGGAUCUACCAUUGUCUACCUGACUACCAUGAUUUUAGUAAUACCAUGUCUAAGUUCUGGAUGCAUGCAUAAACUAUGGUAAACUUUCAUAAGGGCAACUAUAAAUGAGAAAUAAGGGUGACAUUAUUACUUUUUUUUUCUCUGUAAAUAUGUCUAGUUUUAAUACAUUUUAUUUGAAGGAAAGUUAAUUUAAUAAUAAGCCUGAUGAAAGAUCAAUAUCAAUGAUUCUGUCAAAAUUAAUCAUAGCCCUAAAUAAAUUAGGUGUUAACUUUUAACUUGCCUCUAUUUUUGCAAACCCCUUGCUCAUUUGCAGCAUUCAGCUAGAACUAUCACUCGGGUGUCUGCACUGCGGCACACACUGCUGCCGUUUCCAAGGCUGUGCUGGAUGGAUGACUACAAUAUAUGCCUGUGUUUGAACGUCCCAAACUUCUUGAGCUCCUUUGAUGCUAAACAUGUCAUCCAGGCUCCUCCAAACUCAGGGUCUAUGUAUAUGUAUUUUUUGCUGGUGCUUCUUGCAGUUGUGGAUGCAGAACACCACCUCUGCAUAAUAGACCUUAGUGAAUAAGGGCACAGCAGUAACUGGUGUGAUUAAAUGCUUUCCUGGCUCUGCUCUCUCUCCA
Molecule: messenger RNA, 2491 nt
Organism: Pimephales promelas (fathead minnow)
Lineage: Eukaryota; Metazoa; Chordata; Actinopteri; Cypriniformes; Leuciscidae
Gene: ndufaf7
Product: NADH:ubiquinone oxidoreductase complex assembly factor 7
Biological process (GO): mitochondrial respiratory chain complex I assembly
Cellular component (GO): mitochondrion
Molecular function (GO): protein-arginine omega-N symmetric methyltransferase activity
Source: RefSeq, a predicted model, not a curated record